This is a messenger RNA of Lingula anatina, 617 nucleotides long. RefSeq lists its product as uncharacterized. The record is from RefSeq and is a predicted model, not a curated record. Lineage: Eukaryota; Metazoa; Brachiopoda; Lingulata; Lingulida; Lingulidae.
UGAUGCCAAGCGUUAUCGUCUGCUUUCUCCUUUUGGGCGCUGCUGCUACUGCUAAUUUUCGGGAAGUCGACUUACUUCCUAGAGAAGAAGGGUUUCUUUGCUAUUCCUGCAACUAUGCUGCCUACGGCAUAACAACUUAUUUCAACACUUUCAAGGAGUGUUCCGACCCAUACAGAAACAGUCACGUGGUGUCAACAGUAAGAUGUUCCACUGCUUGCUUCUCACGCCAUGACAAGAACGGAUUUAUCUACCGAGGCUGUUUCGCUGGUAACCUGAACGUCGACGCCAGCCAAGAUGGCUGCGGAAGCCAAGAAGGAGCCAACUGGUGCUUCUGUCGUGGCAACCUCUGCAAUGACGUCAUCCCCCAUGCCACCUGUCCUUUCAAGGGGAUUGGUCACCGCCACAAGCGCUGUGUUUGUGAACCCCCCAGAAUUGCUGGGGCAGCACCGGCGUGUUAAAGUUAGAUUCAAGCAUUGAAAUUUGAGUUACAUUCCCUCCGACAUGGUUUUACCUUUUGUGCCGCGCGUAACGCCCGAGUGUCACUUAGUGUAAAAGAGUUGGAAGAGUUGGAAAUUGGAAUAUAGAUAAAUAGAAAAAACCAAUGUAGGCAAAAUAAU